This is a messenger RNA of Drosophila willistoni, 1582 nucleotides long. It is a transcript of the gene Hexim, whose product is annotated as protein HEXIM2. Gene Ontology annotation, biological process: negative regulation of cyclin-dependent protein serine/threonine kinase activity; negative regulation of transcription by RNA polymerase II. The record is from RefSeq and is a predicted model, not a curated record. Bases 142 to 1194 code for a protein of 350 amino acids. Gene Ontology annotation, cellular component: cytoplasm; nucleoplasm; nucleus. The transcript is spliced from 3 exons. Gene Ontology annotation, molecular function: 7SK snRNA binding; cyclin-dependent protein serine/threonine kinase inhibitor activity. Lineage: Eukaryota; Metazoa; Arthropoda; Insecta; Diptera; Drosophilidae.
UAUUUCGCCAGCUCUAAUGGGAAGAAGAGCAAAGGGGAGCCAAAACAUUUUAUUUAGAACGUUGGAGCUUGACAUUUUGCGAUUUCGCAAGCUUAGAAAAUUGGGUAAAAAUUUUUGAAAGAAGCAACAGUGAACUUCGUCAUGGCCGAAGCUAUCAAACCAGAAAGUUCAACUCAAAGGCCUUUGGAUGGAGGCGGAGGAAGGCAUAUUAGUGCCAUGCCCAAGCGAAAGCAUAGGCGCGGCAAGAAAUCGAAAAUGGUGCCUAAGCAGAAUAACAAGAAUCACGGUCCAUCAUGGAAACUGGAUAUGCAGCCCGGAUCCAGUGCAGUAGCUGGUGGAGGUGCUGGCAGUGGCGGAGAAGCCAGUAAACGUCACAAUGCUCGAGCCAAAUUGGUGCGCUCACGAUCCCUCCUAGUCCCUUAUAAUACAAAUCGAUUUCUGAUGGAAGAGCACAUGUCGGAACUCCGGAAAGACGACUCCGAUGACAAUUGCUUUGGCUCGCAAACGGAGGUACUCUUCUUGUCCAAGGAGUUCUCUAAUGUGUAUGAACGUGCUCGAUUGGAACGAUUGGACACAAUGAGCAAGCAAGAGCUGAUCCAGGAAUGUCUGCAAAUCGAAGAUCGAUAUUCCAAAGCCCAAAAUGUAUCAAAAGAGUGUGGAGCCAAGGUGCGUAGUUUGGAGGAUAAGCUGCGGCAAUUGACGCGUGAAAACCAAUUUCUGCGUUCACAUUUCCUUCGCUCGUGUUCGACCCCUCCCGGUGGACCAGCGGUUGCAGCAGCAGCAGCCGCGGCUGCAUCACCACCUUCGGCAGCAGCUCCAACGCCAAGCUCUGCCUCUGAAUUACAGGCACGGCAACAGCCACCAAAUCAACAACAGCCCACGCCCAUGGACUCUUCCAGUGAGGAUAGCGAAAGUGAUAGUAGCAGUACUACAUCGAGCACCACAUCGUCCACAACAUCUUCGGGCAGCAGCGAUGAUCAUGCCAUGGGCGUGGCUGGUCUCAAUAUAGCCAAUGGUCAUGUGGAGCGCAGUGCCCACUCAUGCAGUCGCAGUCGUUCCCGAUCGCGUUCGCCCAUUCAGCUUAAUGGCCAUGCCAAUGACGAGGAGCGCAGUCGUCUCUUGGACUCCAAUCAAAUGGAUGAUGACGAAAACUCUAAUGAUGGGGCAACAAAUGGCAAUCCAGCCACCAAAUAAAGAGACAAGCCAAGUCUCCAAAACACCCAUGUAUAUAUAGAAGACUCAAUCAAUGCUAGAAUCUAGCACAAAUUUUAAUAAGCUCCUUGUGUUUAGUACUUAAGUCGCUUGUGAAAAUGCUAGAGUUACUGUGUCUUUGUGUGGCCCUUCCUUUCGUAAAUAUUUAUCCAAGCCAAAAUUGUAUUAGAGAUUAUGUUUAUAAUCUAAAACGCUUCACCAGAAUAUCUCAUUGGGUAAUGCAGUUCUAAUUUACAAGUUUUAAUGAUUAAUCUAAAUAAUGUCUUUAAGUUGACUGCUUUUUUUUUAUCAUGUCGGAAGCGUUGCUUUCUCUAUCGCUUUUAACGAAUGAAUAUUUUUUAGAAAAUAAAUUGUUAAAUUUUAAACUCGA